Messenger RNA from Pseudoliparis swirei, 2103 nucleotides. It is a transcript of the gene rpusd2, whose product is annotated as RNA pseudouridine synthase domain containing 2. Bases 1 to 1767 code for a protein of 588 amino acids. The record is from RefSeq and is a predicted model, not a curated record. The transcript has 3 exons. Gene Ontology annotation, biological process: pseudouridine synthesis. Gene Ontology annotation, molecular function: RNA binding; pseudouridine synthase activity. NCBI's taxonomy places the organism in Eukaryota, Metazoa, Chordata, Actinopteri, Perciformes, Liparidae.
AUGCACGUGAGUGCGUCCGUCAAAGGUUUGAGAAAAACUAAUUUGCUGCAGUCUCUCUUUUCUUCGGCUCAAACGGCCGCUAACAGGCGAGCGAUAGAUCAAAUACAGCGUCACUUUAUUUCAUUUUAUCACGCUGAUAGUCCUCUGAAUCGCCAUUUUUAUGUCCCACAGUGUAGACGGGGCAGCUCGACCAUGGAGCAGUCAACACCGGUGGAGGUAAACAUCCCGGUGUCUGCCGAGCGAACCACAACGGAGGAGGCGGCGGAAAGUGUCAAAAGAAAGAGCGACGAGGCGGGCGAAGCCGAGACACGAGGCAAGAGGCGCAGAGGAGCGGGAGGGAAGAAGCUCCGCCCGGGCGAGAGAUACAUCCCCCCUCCGCAGAAGCGCAACCCGGGGGUCAGCUUCUGCCAGGAGCAUUUCGACGAGACCUCCUACUACUUUGAAGGUGGCCUCCGCAAAGUGCACCCGUACUACUUUGACUUCAAAACGUACUGCAAAGGUCGGUGGAUUGGGAAGAGCCUUCUGGAGGUGUUCAAGAGCGAGUUCAGAACCGAGUCCAUCGAGUACUACCAGCGGGCCACCAAAGAGGGUCGCAUCCGGCUGAACGAGACACCUGUGGAAGACCUGUCCAUCGUGCUCCGGAAUAAUGACCUGAUGAAGAACACAGUGCACCGCCACGAGCCCCCUGUCGUCGGCAGACCCCUGGAGGUGCUGGUGGAUGACGGCGAAGUGCUCGUGGUCAACAAGCCUGCGUCCAUCCCUGUCCACCCCUGCGGCCGUUUCCGCCACAACACGGUGAUUUUCAUCUUGGGAAAAGAGCGAGGCAUCUCUGAGCUGCACACGGUCCACAGACUGGACCGGCUCACCUCGGGGGUGCUGCUGUUUGCCAGGACGCUGGAGACGUCAAAGAAACUGGACCAGUUGGUGAGAGACAGACAGCUUGAAAAGGAGUACGUGUGCAGAGUGGAGGGUGAGUUUCCAGAAGGGGAGCUGGUCUCCGAGGAGCCCAUCCUGGUCGUUUCCUUUAAAAUUGGCAUCUGCCGUGUCGAUCCGAAGGGAAAGGAUUGCAGAACCGUCUUCCAGAGGCUGAGCUUCAAUGGAAAAACCAGCGUGGUCCGCUGUCGCCCGCUGACUGGCCGAACACACCAGAUCAGGGUCCACCUCCAGUACCUGGGCUUCCCCAUCCUCAACGAUCCCAUCUACGGGUCCUCGGCCUGGGGUCCACACAGGGGCCGGGGGGGGCUGGUGGGUAAGAGUAACGAGGAGCUGCUGCAGGCCCUGGAAGAGGAACAUCGCUCGCAGGAAAGUCUCCACCUGCUGGAUAUGCCGGGUGGUGGGAUUGACCAGGAGGCAGAGAAAAUCCAAACGUCUGAGAAAGUCCAUCUGUUGGCCGUCUCUUCUGAACCCAACAGAAGUGAAGAGAGUCGUCAGAUCGACACCCGGGCGCCAACAUGCGGCAGCUUGAGCGGUGAGACGGCGGAUAAGGGGAGUCAUGGCUGCACGGAGCCAGGCGGCAACAAGACCUCGUCAGUCAGACCUCAGGCCGACUCAUCGAACGGAAAUCAAACCGGGGAACCGACUCUCAAAAGUCCUCCGGAGACUCGAGACCACCUGUGCAGUGAGUGUAAACUGGUUCGACCAGAUCCCACCGAGAAAGAGCUCAUCAUGUUUCUCCACGCGCUGCGCUACAAAGGACCUGGUUUUGAAUAUUCCACGCCGUUACCCUAUUGGGCCCAAGAGGACUGGGUGGAGGCGGAUUGGAGCUGACCGGAUGCUCCUCCCUUCGGUGUUUACUUUACUGGCGCCAUGCAUAUUCCUUUUUUUUUUUUUUACAGACUUUUAAAUCCUUUGCUUUGAGGCAGUUUGGAUGUUCUUGGAUGUUCUUGCAUAUGAUGAAUGUAGAAAUCUGUAUUCCAGUGGCUCCAAGCAGUUUAUGCCUUAAAUACAAAUGGAACAUGAUUUUGUAAACUCACUUCACACUGUUUAAAUAUAACAGAAAUAGCUUUAUAUGAUUUCAUCCUUUCAUGUAAUCUGCCCAGUACAAAAACAAUGAUUUGAAAUAAAUGAAAAGCCAGUCUGCCGGAAAAUAAACGAUUAAUUUUA